Molecule: messenger RNA, 1392 nt
Organism: Adineta ricciae
Lineage: Eukaryota; Metazoa; Rotifera; Eurotatoria; Adinetida; Adinetidae
Source: the annotation of a GenBank genome assembly
AUGACCCAGUUAAAUAGAAAACGAAUAGCGAUUAUUGGUGCUGGGCCUUGUGGCCUUUCACAAUUACUUGCAUUCAAACAGGCUGAACAAGAUCAGCUAGUCGAACUUGUUUGCUUCGAACGACAAGCGGAAUGGGGUGGUCUUUGGCAAUAUACAGCAUUAACUGGUACUGAUUCUUGUGGUGAACCAGUACAUUCGGGCAUGUACCGAUAUCUUUGGUCUAAUGGCCCAAAGGAGAUUUUAGAAUAUGUCGAUUAUACAUUUGAACAGCAUUUUGGUAAACCUAUAGCAUCAUAUCCACCACGUGCUGUUUUAUACGAUUAUAUUGUUGGACGAGUCAAAGCUGGUGAUAUUCGUAAAUUUAUUCGUUUCCGAACAGCUGUUCGGCAUGUUGAUUUUAACGAUGAAACGAAACAAUUUACUGUGGUUGUCGAAGACCUACGCACGUACAAAACAACGUCAAAUUUAACCUUUGAUCAUGUCAUAGUUGCUACGGGACAUUAUACAAUUCCAAAUAUACCUGAAUUUGAAGGUAUCGAUCGGUUUCCAGGUCGAGUUUUACAUUCGCAUGAUUAUCGUGGAGCUGAUGAAUUUGUUGGUAUGAACUUAUUAAUCGUUGGUGGUAGUUAUUCUGCUGAAGACAUAGCUGUGCAAUGUUACAAAUACGGUGCAGGUUCAAUUACAAUUAGCUACCGUUCAUUUCCAAUGGGUUUUAAAUGGCCAGAAAGCAUAAGAGAAGUCCCAUUAGUACAACGAAUCGAAGGACGUACAAUUCAUUUCAAAGAUGGAACGAGCGUUGAUAAUAUCGAUUGUAUUAUUCUUUGCACUGGCUAUCGACAUAAUCAUUCCUAUAUGGCUGAUAAACUUCGAUUUCGUUGUAGUAGCAAUUUUUACAUACCAUCCAAUCUCUACAAAGGAAUCUUUUGGGUAGCGGAGCCUCGUCUCGCUUAUUUAGGUAUGCAGAAUCAAUUGUAUACAUUGAAUAUGUUCGAUAUUCAAGCUGCACUGGUGCGAGAUGUUUUUCUCGGACGUGUUACAUUACCAGACGAUACCGAAGAAAAACGUCAUCAAGACAUCCGUCAAUUACAAGCACGUGAAGAAGCAUUGAAAUUAGAUGAUCAUGAAGGAUUCAGUGAUCUUCAAACUGACUAUUUACGUGACCUUAUCAACUGUUGUGAUCCGACUACAGUACCGAAAUUUGAUCUGGACAAGUCGAAAGCCGGAAUGUAUAAAGUCUUUCAAGAUAAACGUGAUAGUAUUUUAACGUAUCGCGAUCAAUCAUUUCCAUCAAUAUUUCCACCAUUCAAACAAGCACCGGUAUGUAAAACAGUUUGGCUUGAAAACAAGGACGACUCUAUUGCAGGAUAUCUUUCGUCGAUUGAAACCGAAUGA